AUGGCAUCGACGUCACAGGCUCGGGGCUGGUCGUCUCUCCCGACGGACGUGCUCGUCCUGAUUCUGGGGAGUCUGCGGUGGUCGAGCCACCCGAGCGUCGCGUUGGUGUGCCGGCACUGGCGCUCUGCCGCGUCGCUCUGUCCCUUUUACCCGGCGUGGAUCACUCCGCUCCUGCUCAACACCGCCGAGGUUGGCACCGCCAACAUCCGAUACUAUAGCCCCUACUACGAUAAGAAUUUCGAGGUCGAUGACACUCUCAAGGUGCCUGGCGCGAAGAUUUGCUGCUCCACGGGACGGCACCUCAAGAUGUGCGCGGACAAAGCCUUGGUGUAUGAUAUCGACCUUGUCACCGGCGCCCUCGUUGAAGUAUUGCCGCAAGAACCUUAUAUGUUGUUUAAUUUUGUCGUCUCCGACCGUGAUGAUGAGAGGCUAUUUGGUGUCAAGGCAACUAUCACCAUCAAGGUUGCUAGCUCCAUUCGACACACCAGUGAUGAGUGGGAGGGCUGGAAGUCGACGGAGAAUCAUCUCUACUGUCCACGGCUUCGGGCAUCACCAGUCACCAACCCUGUCCUCCAUAACGGUUUGCUAUACCUUCUUGCUCAAGACGGGAAAUUGGUGGUGUAUAAUCCUUGCAGGCCUGAUGAAGGGUUUGAGAUUCUUAACAAGCCCAACGGCUUCGGAUUCAAAUGUGAAGACAGCUACUUGGUCGAGUCCAAUAAAGGUGAGUUGAUGGUUGUACUAAUAGGACGCCGUGGGAAGGUUGUCCAUGUUGUCAAGCUUAAUGAUCAAACGAUGGAGUGGGAGGAGGUAGAGAGCUUGCAAGGCCAAACAAUAUUCACUGGAUCGCUGACGACGAUGAUGAAGAGGUCCAAAUUUAAGUGGAUGCAGAAUAUGAUAUUCCUUCCAAGAUUCUAUAAGUGGCCUGAGACCGUCCACGUUGAUCUUGUUGCUCGCGAUGGCCAAUUGGCAUUCGUACCAAAGUUACCGUUCUGCGCAGAUACGUACCUUGAAACAUGUGGUUCAAACAUUUGGUCUUAUGAAUUAGCAUACGGAGCAGCAACAAAAGAAUAUUGGGGGACAGAAAGGGCAGAUUACAGUACAUGGGUUGACUUUGGUGAUAAUUGA
Molecule: messenger RNA, 1125 nt
Organism: Oryza sativa Japonica Group (Japanese rice)
Lineage: Eukaryota; Viridiplantae; Streptophyta; Magnoliopsida; Poales; Poaceae
Molecular function (GO): protein binding
Source: RefSeq, a predicted model, not a curated record